AUGCGAUUCUCCUUGACCAACGUCGUGGCAGCUGCCCUCACCCUCAGUAGCACUGCGCUUGCUACCAUCACUGGACCUUUCUUCAUCACUAUCGUCCCAGAGGACGGAUCUACCUCUUACCCGGCUACUAUCGCAACCGUCUCUCGUGGUGCUCAGAUCCUCUCUUCGGCCCUUACGUACGGGCAGGAGUUUACCUUCAACACAACCGCAAACCGCCUUGUGAAGGCUGAUGAGACCAACCUCAGCCUCGGAAGCGGUGCCCUCACCACUGACUCUCCUUUCCUCUUUGCCCAGACUUCCGGCACUCCCCUUGCCCAAUUCAACGUCAGCGGCAAGACCUACAUCGUCAAGUCCGGCACAACCGACAUCUACCAGUGGUGGAGCACGCCUACCACCACUGGCCUCGCCGUCCAGGUCAACUAUGAGGGUCCCGGCGCCGCUGCUGCCAACGCUGCUCUCCGAAUCGACCUGACAGUCUAA
Messenger RNA from Truncatella angustata, 480 nucleotides. RefSeq lists its product as uncharacterized. Lineage: Eukaryota; Fungi; Ascomycota; Sordariomycetes; Amphisphaeriales; Sporocadaceae. The coding region runs from base 1 to 480 and encodes 159 amino acids. The record is from RefSeq and is a predicted model, not a curated record. The transcript is spliced from 2 exons.